AUGGCGCUUCCCAGUUGUUCCUUCUGGCGCCUGCGUAGGAGUACCCUCUCCGCGCUCUAUGUCAUUUUUACCGUGGUUUUCUUUUGCAUCGUGUCCAUCUGGUAUGGCAUGAACUCGGACAGAAAUUACAUCCAUCCACUUCUGACGCAAUUAAUCCCCGCCGGCCAUUGCGCCUGUCAAACCUCCACAACCUUCCAGUGCUCCAGCUGCCUCUCCUGCUCCCAGACCAGUCUCCUCCAACAACUCACCCCCUCGACCAAUUGGCGCUACCAAUAUGAACGCGACGCCGGCGAUGAAGGCCUUGACCGGGGACAAUGCAGGACUGCGUUCCCGGGGCUCUUCGAAGACGUGUUUCGCGCCGUGAAUUACUGGCGGUAUCACGGUAACCUCGCGACAGAAGACCUCGAUCGCAUCAACCUGCAACCCGGAAUGGCACGCGCGUCGAUUUACCGCGGAGAGCUCUAUGUGAAUGCUGCCCGCGCAAAAGGCGAAGACCAUCGCCAGAAGAUUUUGGCCGUGUUGAGCGCGAUCCAUCGAGCGCUGGUCGCCGACCGGGAUCGCCGCUCGCGAGACAUAAGUUUUGUGUUUUCCGUCGAGGACAAAGUGGAGGAUGUGACGAGUUCGGAGUAUCCGGUGUGGGUGUUUUCGCGGGCUGCGACCGAGGAGGCGGUUUGGUUAAUGCCGGAUUUUGGGUAUUGGGCUUGGGAUAAUCCGCAGAAUCCAAUCGGGCCGUUUGAUCAGGUGGUUGAGCAUAUUCAGGAAGUUGAUGUACCGUGGCCGGAGAAGAAGAGGCAGCUGGUUUGGCGCGGAAAGCCUAGUUUUGCUCCGAAGCUGCGACGGGCGCUGCUUGAGGCAGCGCGGGAUAAGACCUGGGGCGAUGUGAAGCAGGUGGAUUGGCAGGAGAAGGCCAAUAUUAUCAAGAUGGAGGACCACUGCAAGUAUAUGUUUAUUGCACAUGUCGAGGGUCGCUCGUACUCUGCCUCCCUGAAAUACCGUCAAGCCUGCCGCUCCGUGAUCGUGGCCCACAAACUGCAGUUUAUCCAACACCACCACUACCUGCUGGUCUCCAGCGGUCCCGAGCAAAACUAUGUCGAAGUAGAACGAGACUUUAGCGACUUGGCCGACAAGUUGGAACCCCUGGUCGAGAACCCGGAUGCCGCCAAGCGCAUAGCUGACAACAGCGUGCGAACCUUCCGCGAACGAUAUCUGACCAAAGCAGCCGAAGCGUGCUACUGGCGGGCACUCUUCGAUGGCUAUGGGGCUGUAUGGAAUAGUAGUGGCGUGCGCGAUGCACGGGAACGAGGUCUACGAUAUGAGUCGUUUGUGUUACUGGAGAGUUCGGAAAUGGUCGGGUUUGCACAUAGCUAA
Messenger RNA from Aspergillus ruber CBS 135680, 1368 nucleotides. RefSeq lists its product as uncharacterized. The transcript has 2 exons. Lineage: Eukaryota; Fungi; Ascomycota; Eurotiomycetes; Eurotiales; Aspergillaceae. The record is from RefSeq and is a predicted model, not a curated record. Bases 1 to 1368 code for a protein of 455 amino acids.